AUGUCUCGUACAUAUUAUUUUGAGUCUGUAUCACCAUUGUAUAAUGUUGUGAAUUGGGGACAUAUCAGUAAUGUAUUACUGGAAAUGGGGAUGACUUAUUUAAAAUAUUUACAGUACCACGUAGAAUUGUUGACCAAGAUUGUUGGUAUAGUUCAGUUUUCUGAUUGUGUGCCACGAGGGAAAAUAAAUCAUCAUCUUUCGGCGGCGGGAUUUAACACAAGUUAUUUGCAAGAUGUGAAAUUACCUAUGGUUUUACCCCAUGUACGAAUAUGGUUACUUUGCAAGCAUCAUGAGCUUUCUGAAUCGGAAAUAAAAGACCAAGGAAGCUUUGCAUUGGGCGGUAGAAACCGUCUCUUAAAAGAUGAUCUGGUACCGUAUAAGAAUUUAGUAAACAAUUUUAUGGAAACUAAAAAUUAUGCGCAGUGUGAGUUUCUUAAAGGCGGUCAUAAAAUAUGUGAAUAUGCCGAUGCAUUGAGUAGACUUCCUUAUGAUAAAGUGUGA
Messenger RNA from Paramuricea clavata, 501 nucleotides. Lineage: Eukaryota; Metazoa; Cnidaria; Anthozoa; Malacalcyonacea; Plexauridae. The record is from the annotation of a GenBank genome assembly.